AUGCAGAUGGCUAUCUUCUCUUCUUCCUUGUUUCUGCUCAUCUUUCUCUGGAACAUAGAGCUAGGAGCUGAGGGUCGAGAACUCCACUUUGGACACUGUAGGGUACAGCGUGCAAUUCUUCAAGAUUUAUGGAGGGCCUUCCAGGCUAUAAGGAGCACUGUGCAAACCCUGGACCACAACACAGACAUCCGGCUGCUGAGGCAGGAGUUUCUUCAGAACGCCUCGUUGGCUGAAAUCUGUCACCUCAACUAUUCCCUGUUGAAUUUUUAUUUGAGCAACAUUUUCAAUAAGUACCACACAAAGGCAGAGCAACUUGGGAUCCUGACACCAUUCACUGCUUUGGCCAACAACUUCUUUGCCAUCCUGAAGAAACUUCAGCAUUGUAAAGAAAGGGGGAUGUUUUCUUUAAGUGAGAGCUCCCAAAGGAAGUUUCAGCUAUUCCAGCAAGAAUUUACAAAGCUGAACCCAGAAGCACGGCUGACAAAGGCCUUGGGAGAAGUGGACAUUCUCUUAGCCUGGAUGGAGAAAGCUUUUCGGCCCUGA
Molecule: messenger RNA, 543 nt
Organism: Trichosurus vulpecula (common brushtail)
Lineage: Eukaryota; Metazoa; Chordata; Mammalia; Diprotodontia; Phalangeridae
Gene: IL24
Product: interleukin 24
Exons: 5
Coding region: 1-543 (180 amino acids)
Cellular component (GO): extracellular region
Source: RefSeq, a predicted model, not a curated record